This is a messenger RNA of Hydractinia symbiolongicarpus, 2096 nucleotides long. RefSeq names its product probable basic-leucine zipper transcription factor Q. The coding region runs from base 641 to 1792 and encodes 383 amino acids. The record is from RefSeq and is a predicted model, not a curated record. The transcript has 7 exons. Lineage: Eukaryota; Metazoa; Cnidaria; Hydrozoa; Anthoathecata; Hydractiniidae.
AAAAUUUAAAUAUUUAUAAUAAUUAGAUACUACAAAUUGAAACACUUUCUAGUUACAUAACGUUAAUUGCAAAAGAAAGAAAAACUAGGAAGUCUAACACUAACAUGAACAAACCGGUUAACAUUAAGAAAGUCAAUUUGUAAACCACAAAAGAUAAAAAAUAAUUUCCAAAUGUCUCGGCAGCCAUUUUUUAACUUGACGACUUAUAAAUUGUAACUUUCAGGUUUACUCGUUCUUGACAUAUCGCAUUUCGUGUGUCCGUAGCACGGCUAUAAAAUCGCGCAAAGACAUAAUACGGUUUUUAAUAUAAGAGACAAUGGAGCUAUUAUAGUCAAAAUUAAUUCUUUGAUAGUUCCAUAUUUAAAACUCGAUGUUUAAAUGUAAAAGUUUGUGCAAUAAAAUAUAUAUUUUCUGUUUGACAUUUCAUGUCUAGCGUCUGUGGUAGAUAAUGUUGGCACAACAGUAUAAAUAAAAUCCUUAUCGCUAAGAAAUAUUUAUUCGCCCAAAAGAGGUGUCGUUGUUGUCAUGCAAAAAGGAAAAACAAACAGUUUAAAAUUUGCUUAGUGUAAUAUGACCAAUUACAGUUUAAAGAAAAACAAGUCACGCUUAAGAAAACCAUACCAUCUGCAAAUAUAGAAAGAUGUAUUGUAUCAAAGUUUACUUGGCGUUUCUUUUCAUCUCAAGAAUAGCAACAUUGAAAUGUUAUCGUGGUGAAACAAUACAGCCAAAUUUUUUGAACAUUCCAAUAACAAAAAGUGCAACUACGUGUGAUGUUGGAAUAUGUACAUUAGUUGUAUCAGAUGCGAAGUUGUUCACUACAACAACUCGUCAGAUAACCAUGGCAUGUCAACAGGUAAAAGGCACCUGCAACGAAAUCUGCAACGCGCAUGGGACAAAUGGAGAACUAUCAAGCUGUAAAGCUACAUGUUGUCGAACUGAUUUGUGCAAUGACCCUAGCAAAGGACAGAUAACUGAAGUUCCACCCUCAAACACAAACGCUGACGUGAAUAAAAAUUCAUCAAAUAAUAACAGACAGAUAACUGAAGUUCCACCCUCAAACACAAACGCUGACGUGAAUAAAAAUUCAUCAAAUAAUAACAGUACAUUAAUAAUUGUUAUGUGUCUGUCAACUUUGAUCAUAAUUUUGAUUGCAAUUUCAACCAUUUACUUAUUUUAUAUGCACAGAAAAAAAUUAAAAAGGGAAAGAACAAAACAACAAAAACAACAACAACAAAAACCAAAACAACAACAACAACAACAGCAACAACAGCAACAACAACAAGUCCAGGACGAAAAUUUAUCAUAUCAUUUGUACGAGUCUUUGGAUCGUCAGUAUACACGAGACGCUCCAUAUGUAGUACCCUCUUAUACACAAGGAGGACAUAGCACUGCUUAUGAAGUUCCAUUGGAAGAAGAUGCAAAUUUGCAGAGGAGCUCCUUAACAGAAGCAAGACUUAAUGCUAAUGAGAUUCCACUAGAGAAAGAUUUAGAUACGCAAAAUUCCCCUACACAAGGAAAUCUUAACACUACAUAUGAAGUUCCACGCGAGGAUGAUUCGGAUAUGCAGAAUUCCCUUACACAAGCAAGACCAGAGCAAGAUACAAGUCUGCAUGACUACUCAACAGAAGCGGGAUUUAACACAGCAUACGAGGUUCCAGUGGAGAAAAAUGCAAGUUUGCAAAACUCCAUUACACGAGCAGGACUUAACACAGCAUACGAAGUUUCACUGGGAGAAGAUGCAAGUAUGCAAAAUAAUGAUUUGGAUAAUUAUGAAUAUGAAGUUGUGUUAUGAGUAGACACAAAUAAUCUUAUAACAAAACUUGUUAUUCUAUUACUUGCAUUUUUAUGGAGCAGCGUUAAAUUAGUGUGUUAAAUUCAGAUUAGACUUUAAUCGGAUGUUUCAACAAGAAUCUUAAAGAGGCUGUAUUGAUUUCUUUAUAAACAGAACGUUUGUCAAUUUUUUACGUAAUCAAAAUAUUUUUUAUGUGUUUGAGCAAAAGCAUAGCAUGCAAAUCCUGCGGAACUAAUAUUUUGUUUCUUAAGCUUCCAAAACAAUUUUAAAAAUAAAACCAUUUGUCAGCAACAGCUCAGGAUGA